GACCGGUACCUAACGUGUUUUUAAACAAGUCGUUUCAUUCGGCUUCGCGUGUAUCGCGAAGUAAAUGAUUUAUGUAUUUGGAAUUUUUCAUUUUGAAAUAUAAAACAGAUUUAGUUUAUAAAAUAAUAUAUAUUAGGUAUUUAAAUUAUCUUUAAUGCAUGUCUUUGUGGUAUAUCUCCCUCGCUAGUAUUUGAAAACACCUACAAAAUGCUCUUCUCAAAAUAUAGUUAUCGUGGCCUGUUGUUAUAUUCGUUGUAAAAUAAAAAAAUCAAUACAUAUCUUUAAGGGAAAGGGUAGGUAUGAUGUUUACUGGUAAAGUUGUUCUGAUCACCGGCGCAAGCUCAGGUAUUGGCGCCGAAACUGCUACUGAAUUUUCAAAAUUGGGGGCGAACGUUGUGAUAACCGGAAGGAACCGAGAUGCACUGAGCAACGUAGCAAAGCUGUGUGAAGAAAUUUCUCCUACGAAAUCGAAGGCUCUCUCUAUUAUUGCCGAUAUGAACAAUGAAAAUGCUAUAGAAAAUAUAAUAAAAACUACUAUUGAUCAUUUUCAUAAGCUUGACGUAUUGGUGAAUAAUGCGGGUGUUUUGGAAUCAGGGACAAUCGAAACCACAACUUUAGACCAGUACGAUAGAGUUAUGAAUGUGAAUGUUCGAGGUCCUUAUUAUUUAACUAUGUUAGCAGUACCACACCUCACACAAAGCAAAGGCAGUAUUGUAAAUGUUUCCAGCGUUACUGGAAUGAGAUCUUUUCCUAAUGUCCUUGCUUAUUGUAUGUCUAAGUCAGCUUUGGAUCAAUUUACUAGAUGUGUAGCUCUUGAACUUGCACCGAAGGGAGUUCGUGUUAAUGCUGUUAAUCCAGGCGUAAUAACGACCGGUUUACAUAAAAAAGAUGGAAUGAAUGAAGUCCAAUACGAAGCAUUUCUAAAAAAAUGUGCUGACACCCAUGCUAUAGGAAGGCCAGGCUAUGCAAGAGAAGUUAGUUCUGUUAUUGUAUUCUUGGCUAGUGACGGCGCAAGCAAUAUUACUGGGGCUACCUUGCCUGUAGACGGUGGUCGACAUGCAAUGUGCCCACGAUAAAUGUUUUGUAUCUUCAAUACGUGAUGUGAAUACUAAUUAAGGAUAUUUUUUUUAUAAAAAAGUUUAAUGAUUAUUGAAUAAAAGCUGUUAUAUCUUUAUCAAAUGACUUUAAUUUUAUCUACUAAAAAUUUACAAAUA
Vanessa atalanta (red admiral) is the source of this 1214-nucleotide messenger RNA. RefSeq names its product 3-oxoacyl-[acyl-carrier-protein] reductase FabG-like. The transcript is spliced from 2 exons. The coding region runs from base 300 to 1076 and encodes 258 amino acids. Gene Ontology annotation, molecular function: oxidoreductase activity. The record is from RefSeq and is a predicted model, not a curated record. NCBI's taxonomy places the organism in Eukaryota, Metazoa, Arthropoda, Insecta, Lepidoptera, Nymphalidae.